GCGGGCGUCCGGGGGGCGGGGCUGGGUCGCUCCGCCGCCUCAGGAAAGUUCUGAGGCAAGGCCGAGCCAAGCGACUCUCGGCUCCGAAACCAGCUGUUUCACCUCUUUUUUUUUUAACUCCGCCAACGGCCCCCAGCCUACAGGUCCGGGCUGCUCUGCUGGUCAAAGUGCGUGCGGACUAGUUGGCAAAGUUGAGGGCGGCGACGUCUCUGGGAACAGCUGUUUGCGUUCGGGGCGGAGGCGGCGCGCGAGCUCCUCGGCCACGAGCCAGCGAGCCUAGAAGAAGGGUGGAGGUUCUGGAUCUCAGGGAAAAAAAGAGAAGGCGGGAUGACGCGGGGACGUGAGGCUUGAGCUUCCCGUCUCUCAGCUCAGGUCCCGUCGCGCUUUCGCCCCUUCUCCGUGACCUCAACCCGUUUAUAGCAACCCCACCUCUCCGGAGCCGGGAGUACCGCCCCUGGAGGGGGAGGGGAAGGAGAGGAAAUUUCGAACGCGGAUUGAGUCGUCUGGGUACCCGUAGUUGGGAACCGUGGAACACUGGUCCGGGGGAAGAAGGGAGGUGUCCGGGCUCGGAGGCUGCGGUGGGCCUCGCGGUGAGCUGGGCUCCGACUCGUCCCGCGUGGGGAACGCGAGCCUCAGCCGGGCCCGGAGCGACCCGCGGAGCGGCUGGUCCUGUCAUGGCAGACUACUGGAAGUCCCAACCAAAGAAAUUCUGUGAUUACUGCAAGUGCUGGAUAGCGGACAAUAGGCCUAGCAUUGAAUUUCAUGAAAGAGGAAAGAAUCAUAAGGAAAAUGUGGCAAGGAGGAUCAGUGAGAUUAAACAGAAAAGCCUGGAUAAGGCAAAGGAAGAAGAAAAGGCAUCAAAGGAGUUUGCUGCAAUGGAGGCAGCUGCCCUGAAAGCAUACCAAGAGGAUUUGAAAAGGCUUGGCUUAGAGUCAGAAAUUUCAGAUCCAAGCGUGUCACCAGUAACCAGCACUAUGCCACCCACCUCUGCAUCAAAUCAGCAGAAAGAAAAGAAGAAAAAGAAAAAAGACCCUUCAAAGGGCAGAUGGGUAGAAGGCAUAACCUCUGAGGGUUACCAUUACUAUUAUGAUCUUAUCACAGGAGCAUCUCAGUGGGAGAAACCUGAAGGAUUUCAAGGAAACUUAAAAAAGACGGCAGUGAAGACCGUUUGGGUAGAAGGUUUAAGUGAAAAUGGCUAUACCUAUUAUUAUAAUACAGAAACAGGGGAAUCCAGAUGGGAAAAACCUGAUGAUUUCAUUCCACACUCUGGCGAUCUGCUUUCUAGUAAAGUCAAUGAAAAGUCACUUGGCACCCUAGAAGAGUCCAAAUCAUCAGAUUCACAUAAUGAUUCUGAUGGGGAACAAGAAGCAGAAAAGGGAGGAAAAAAAGGAGAGGUCUCUACAGAAACGCAAAAGCUAAAAAUAAAGUUUAAGGAAAAAAAUAAAAAUAGUGAUAAAGGAACUGAACCAGAAACACAGAAAGAAAAAAAUACCCAAGGGAAGAAUUCAUCAGGUCCAAGUGAAGAAAACCCCAAAGCUCAUAAAAAAUCAAACCCAUAUGGAGAAUGGCAAGAAAUUAAACAAGAGGUUGAGUCCCAUGAGAAGGUAGAUUUGGAACUUCCAAGCACUGAAAAUGAAUAUGUAUCAACUUCAGAGGCUGAUGUUGGUGGGGAACCCAAAGUGGUUUUUAAAGAAAAAACAGUGACUUCUCUUGGAGUCGUGGCAGAUGGAGUGGCCCCAGUCUUCAAAAAGAGAAGAAUUGAAAAUGGAAAAUCUAGAAAUUUAAGGCAACGAGGUGAUGAUCAAUAACUGUAAAAAAAGCUUUUUGUAUGGGCUUUUUGGACAGAAUGGAGACAAUACAUCUUAAAAGCGCCUCUCUGUUUAUUUUACAGUACUUAAAUGCUAAAAAUUUAGACUUAUUCUAAAUGUAAAAUAAAUCUUUUUUCAUGUGAAAUUGAUUUUUGUUCCUAAAAUGGAAGCCUACCACAUUGCAUUGUAAUACAGUGUAUUAUGUUCAGUGUCUAAAAAUUGCUAAUUAUGUCAUAAGAUGCUAUGUAUCUGUUAUUUAAAACAUGGAAAAGAAAGGCCUUUAUUCCAUUCUUACUCAUAUGAACAUACUUGUACUGCACUGAAAAUGCAUUACUUUUGCAUGCAGAUAUUAUCCAAGAAAUAAGAAUUAGACCACAUAAGAGAAGAUUCACAGCCCGUGAUGAGUCAGUCCUGAGGAUCCUGUCAAAAGAACUGAUGUAGAAAGUGUAUGCAUAUUGGCUUGCUUUAUUCAGUUUAACAUCAAGGGCCAAGAACCAGGACUGAAGCUUAGGUCGUGCUUAAUAUGGAAUGAAAAUCGAACCAAAGGUAGAAGGGUGUAUCUGCCUGGUUCAAUGCAAAGCAACAACCAUUGCUUAAGCAUUUUCGCCUUGAGCCAGGCACUGUGCUAGGAACUGGAGAUGUAAAGGUGAGCAAGACAUAUCUCUGUUCUUCACGACUUCUCAUUCUGACGGAGUCCUUUUUUCCCGUCAUGUACUCUGUGUAGCGGCCUUAUAUGUACUGGAUAAUAUUUUUUAGGGUUUAUUUGAAACUGUGUAGAUGAAGUCUUGAACAAAAAUAGCAAGGUCUCUGACUUCAGUAAAAGGUUUUAGUGUUCCUUUAGACAAAUUGGAAAUUUUCCAUUUCCUGGUGAAAUUUCUUAAAAAGUGGCAUUUUCUUAUUUAAUCCAUUUGAAGUAGGUACCUUCCCUUUAUUAUUCCAAAUUCUUAAAAUUAUAUUUUUUAUAAAUUGUACAGUAGUUAACAUUUGGUAGUAUUUGCCUUUUUAAGGUUACUAGUGUACAUGUAAGAAAAUUAUAGCUUAUUAAAAACUUUAUGAAAGAGUAAAUUAAAUAUAUUUUUUUUUCUUCUAAUACUGAUCAGUGUCAACUUAGCAUUGGUGAGACAGAUAGUAUUUGGAGACUUGUCUUUAUAUUUGUUCAGUAUACUUACUUGGCUAUUUCACGAAUGUAUAGUGUUACAGAGAAGUAUUUUACAUUCUCCAAGCCCAUUUGUCAUCUAGCUAAUAAGCAGUGCACUUUGGUGCUUGACUCUCCUCAAUUGGAAAAGAUAAUAAGAUAUAAAUGGAGUACUGCUAUAUUUUACCCACAUAUUUAGCUCAUACAAAAUAAACAAUCUGAGGACAUUUUUAAAACCACACCUCAUUAUGUGAAGUGUUUCUCUUUGAUGCGUUCUUUAAAUUAUCUCCUUUACCUUUGUAACAAGACAGUAUUCUCAGAAGUUUACAGGCAGUUCACCUUAAACUGAAACUGGUUUUAAGGAUUGCUCAGAAAAGACUUGACAAACACAAAAAUUUUAGUAAAUCAAAUCAUGAAAAAUAAUACUUUUCUAUUUGCUUUGAAAGAAUAAGUAGAGAAUAUACCAGCUUCAAUUACUGGAUUUUUGCAGAAGUUAAAUAUUUGAUAUCAUGUCUACCAUUACACCUUUCUAUUAUAUUGUUUUGCCUAUAUUUUUGUAUGGUUAGGAGAUUAUAAAGUCAAUGUAUUUUUAUUAUAUAUAAAAAUUCUAAACAAUAGAGAAAUAAGUGUUUAAAAACAAGUCCCAGUAAUCUCUGACCCCUCCCCCAUGGCCACUGUGGGGUUUUGUUUUGUUUUGUUUUGUGUUUUUUUUUUUGCUAAGCAUGUUAAUAUUGUGGGUAUAUGUGGAUAACCCUUAUGACACCUGGAUCUAUGAGGUCUGGUUUCUGGAUGAAAUCGUAUUCAAAGAAGCAUAAUCCAAACAGUCAAAAGCAGUUUUUGUUUUUUAAUGCAAUUUUUAUAACUUCUGAAAACUGUACUGGGGGAAACAACCAGAUUUUUAAGUAUUGAAAAACUGUAAUAAUUAAAAUAGUAUGGUACUUGCUCACACAUCAUACAUAAACUAGAGUUCGUUUCUGGUUGUCUGUUAUUGUACCAGCACCACACUGGUUUCAUUAUCGUGUUUUCAUAGUAUGUUUUAACAUCUGGUGAAGCAGAUACCCUCAUAGUACCUUUCGGUUUAAAAACGUUCAUAUCUAUUCAUUAUUUCAAGUUGCCACCUCUGCCUUCCCCCCAAAACUCUGUGAUCCCAUACCACACCUACUGAGUUGGUAAUAGCUGGCAUAAUUGUUUUUCACAUUGAUUCUUCUCAUCUAUCAACAUUGUCCUUUCAGUUAGUCAGUUUUCUUAGGUCUCUCUAAAGUUGUGUAGUUUUCUCUCUAAUGGGCCCUAUUUGUUUCUUAAAAUGUAAGCUUUCUGAGGGCGCCCACAUCGUAAGUACAUGGCAUACUGUAAGCAGUUAAUAUUUUUUAGUGAAUGAAUGAGAAAAUAGAAGAAAAAGAGCAAAAAAAAGAAAUACAGAUGACUCAAAACUACAACUGGAUGUCAUUUUUCACCAGAUUACCAAACAUCAAUUUGUUAAUGUUGGUGAAGUUGUGAGAAAAUAGGUGAUCUUGUACACUAUUAAAGUAUAUGCAUUAAUCUUUUAAA
This is a messenger RNA of Lagenorhynchus albirostris (white-beaked dolphin), 4491 nucleotides long. It is a transcript of the gene WBP4, whose product is annotated as WW domain binding protein 4. Gene Ontology annotation, cellular component: nucleus; precatalytic spliceosome. Bases 675 to 1808 code for a protein of 377 amino acids. The transcript has 10 exons. Lineage: Eukaryota; Metazoa; Chordata; Mammalia; Artiodactyla; Delphinidae. Gene Ontology annotation, biological process: mRNA splicing, via spliceosome. The record is from RefSeq and is a predicted model, not a curated record. Gene Ontology annotation, molecular function: protein binding; zinc ion binding; RNA binding.